Oncorhynchus masou masou (cherry salmon) is the source of this 6777-nucleotide messenger RNA. Its product is annotated as protocadherin alpha-C2-like. The coding region runs from base 531 to 3551 and encodes 1006 amino acids. Gene Ontology annotation, biological process: homophilic cell-cell adhesion. Gene Ontology annotation, molecular function: calcium ion binding. Lineage: Eukaryota; Metazoa; Chordata; Actinopteri; Salmoniformes; Salmonidae. Gene Ontology annotation, cellular component: plasma membrane. The transcript has 4 exons. The record is from RefSeq and is a predicted model, not a curated record.
CACAGCCUGCUCGAGCGCGCUCUCUCAAAAAUAGAAAAACGACCGACGGUUAAAAAUAAUGAUGAAUUGCAAUAAAAUUAUUGCUAUUAUUGCUAUUCUCAAGGUAUUAAUGUGUUUUUUCUUUUCAUUUGACGUUGUUUUCAAUCGGUGAAAUGCAGCCAGUACCGUUAGAGAGCACUGCUCCCCCUCCCCCGCUUCCCACAGACACCAUUGCACAGAUAGGAAGAGAGGGAGGGGGAAGGAGAGAGAGAGAGGGAGAGGGAGAGCGAUAGUCAGCACCCGUGAGAGGGGAACAAGAUUCAGCCGCGCGGAGAGAGAAGACAAAAAAGCAGUAGCCAAACGAACAAAGGAAAACAUGGAUGUAACGGAAAAACGCUAUUUAAAACAAGCACAUGUACCGGAGAGGAUGUUUUGGUCGUCCUGCACAUAGUAGGGGGUAACUCAAGGACUCUUCCCCCCGUUUUUAAUGUUGCGCGUGGGGACGCAUGGAAAGCUUUCUCUAAUCCGUCUGCGGAUCCUGCCUGCUUGCAAUGGCUGUGGCGGUGCGAUGGUGUUACAGCAUAACUCAGAAUGUGCCUUUUACUUUUUAUUUGGUAAUUUUUGUACUCAGUGGCCUUACAAAUGCACAAAUACGAUACACCAUUCCGGAGGAGCUAGAGAAUGGGGCUGUGGUCGGCGACAUUGUUCGCGAUUUGGGUCUGGACCUGCAAAAGCUCUCCUCCCGACGCGUCAGAAUCACGUCGGACAGCGCACGGAGAUAUUUCAACAUAAAUCAUAAAAAUGGCAAGCUGUCGGUAAGUGACCGCAUCGACCGGGAGACGCUGUGUGAAUUCAGUGGCACCUGUUUGCUCAACCUAGAAGUGGGGGUUGAGAACCCGCUCGAGGUGCAUAAUGUGGAGGUGGAGAUUCUGGAUGCGAAUGACAACUCGCCACAGUUCCCCCGGGACGAGUACCAGCUGGAAAUCUCAGAGUCCGCCAUAACUGGGUCCCGGUUCCCCAUCGAGGGCGCGCAGGAUGCAGACGAAGGCUCCAACUCAGUUCGUCUCUAUCGGCUCAGCAACAAUGAGCACCUCGCACUGGACUCCAACAAGCCCGCGACAAAUAGCAAGAACAUCCAGCUCGUGCUCAAAAAGCCAUUUGACCGUGAGCAUACACCAUCUCAUCAGUUGAUACUGACUGCUGUUGAUGGAGGCACUCCGGCGCGCACAGGUACAGCCAAAAUCAACGUGCGUGUCCUGGAUUCCAACGACAACGUGCCUGUGUUCGACAACUCCGUGUACAAAGUGAAACUUUCGGAGAACUCGCCCAAGGGCGCUCUAGUGAUAAAGUUAAACGCCACAGACCGGGAUGAAGGCACAAACGGGGAGGUGUUUUACUCUUUUAGCAGUUACACCCCAGAGAGGGUGAGACAAAUGUUCUCCAUGGACACAGAUACAGGAGAGAUCAGAGUGAAGAAAAACAUAGACUAUGAGGAGACUAACUCCUAUGAGAUGUACAUACAAGCUAUGGACAGGGGUCCUUCUGCAGUGGUAGUCCACUGUAAAGUGGUGGUGGAGGUUUUGGAUGUGAACGACAACAUUCCUGAAAUCGUGCUGUCAUCUCUUUCCAGCCCGGUCCGUGAGGAUGCACGGGCUGACACCGUGGUGGCUCUGAUCAGUCUUAACGACCGGGACUCCGCCCAGAACAAACAGGUGACCCUGGAGAUCCAACCUGGGGUCCCCUUUAAGAUCAAGUCCUUCCGGAACCACUACACCUUGGUCACCGCUGCAUUCCUGGACCGAGAGACCAUCUCCACCUACAACGUCACAGUAACCGCCAUCGAUGGGGGAACCCCAGCCCUGUCUUCACACAUGUCCAUUAAAGUUGACGUGGCCGAUGUCAAUGACAACCCUCCCCGCUUCGAACAGACUUCCUACACAGUGUACAUGACGGAGAAUAAUGCACCUGGUGCAUCGAUGUGCGUUGUAAAGGCAAUGGAUGCAGACGCUGGGGAGAACGCUCGCAUCACCUACACCGUCCUCAAUGACAACAACCACGGCAUCCCUGUGGCGAGCUACGUCAGCAUCAAACCCGACACGGGAGAGGCCUAUGCCCUGCGAGCCUUCGACUUCGAGAAGCUCAGAGAGUUCCACUUCCAGGUGAAAGCCCAGGAUGGUGGCGUGCCGCCCCUCAGCCGCGUAGCAACAGUCUACGUUUACAUUAUGGACCAGAACGACCACUCCCCCAGGGUAGUCCAUCCUCCAGCCAAUGGGACGCGGACCACCGAGACGCUGAUGAAGAAUGCAGAGGCGGGGGCUCUGGUAACCAAGGUGGUGGCGUGGGACGGGGAUGCUGGUCAGAACGCCUGGCUGGUGUACGCCCUGGAGCAGACCACCUCCGAGCUGGACCUGUUUAAAGUCCACGAGCACACGGGGGAGAUCCGCACCAUGCGGCGUGUCAGCGAGGACAACUCCACCUCUUUCCUGCUGACCGUUCUGGUCCGUGACCAUGGCCUCCCGCCACUUUCCUCCACCGCCACCAUCAAUGUGCACGUCAUGGAGCUGCCACCCAAGCUGACCCCUGACCCCAAACGCAUCAUCAGGCCUCACAGCCCGCUGCUGUUCUCCAACGUAACCCUCUACUUGAUCGUGGCCCUGAGCGCCACCACCUUUGUGUUCCUUGUCACCAUUGUGGUGCUGGCCAUCGUCCGCUGCCACGCCUACUGCACCCAGCCCGGCUCCUGCUCACCCUGCUGUGUGUCCCAAAAGAGUGUCCCCGAGGGGGGCACCUCGGCUGGUGGGGGUGGCGGGUCAUUGGGUCGAGGUGGCGGUGGUGGGGGAGGUGGAGGAGGUCAGGGUCAACCCAACAACAACGUUGCUCUGCGGAGGGACCUGAAGGUUGAACCUCACUACAUUGAGGUGCGGGGAAACGGCUCCAUGACCAAAACGUACUGCUAUAAGACAUGCAUGACGGCCACGUCGGGGAGCGACACCUUCAUGUUCUAUAACACGGGCCGGCCCCACAGCGGCACCUGGAGCUCCGGGGGAUACGUCACCAGCCAGAGUGGACAGAGCCAGAUGUUUGUACGCAGGCUGAGCAUGCCAGAUGCAACCGCCAUACAGCCCAAGGUGCCGAAUUCAGACUGGCGUUACUCUGCCUCACUUAGGACUGGGAUGCAGAGCUCAGUGCACAUGGAGGAGUCGUCGGUGAUGCAGGGAGCCCAGGGGGUUCUGGUCCAGAACUGGCCGACCGUGUCUAGCGCCACCGGAGAUGCUGAGGGUGGAGAGACGUCCCCGCCCAUGGGAGCUGGAGUGGAUAGUAACAGCUGGCACUUCCGUUACGGUGCAGGCGGUCCCGGUGGGCCCCCCCAGCACCUGAAGCCUGGCGAGGUCCCCCCCGAAGCCUUUAUCAUCCCCGGAUCCCCCGCAAUCAUCUCAAUCCGCCAGCAGGGAGGAGAGGACGACAAGAGCGACUUCAUCACUUUCGGAAAGAAGGAGGAGGCCAAGAAGAAGAAGAAGAAGAAGAAGGAGAAGAAGGAUAAGAAGGAUAAGGGGAAGGAUGAUGACGAGUAGCGGAGGAGGAGGACGAGGAAGAGAAGGAAAGGGAGCUGUUAAAACAAAGGUAGCAACCAAAGUCCACCUGGUAACAAAAAUACAAGUAUUUGAGACAACAGGUGAAAAGAGAGAUCCCCAGUUCAACUUCAUCAUCUCUGGCUCAGUAACACAGACAGGCAGACAAAGUCACACUGCCGUCCUCCGCUCAAUACCCACCCCUGGAACAAAGAUAAUAGCCCAGGCCUUUCUAACUCUCUCUGAUAAUAAUCUGGCCUUACCAAGAUUACUGUAGUUUAACGUCUCCUCCAAAUCCCUGUCUUGGGUAAUUGUUUAAUAAUCAUGCCUUGAUGAGAAAAAAAUGUAUUGAUGCAUUUUCCUCCAUGCCCCCUGGUGCCUGCCUAUACACCCUGAGCCAAAUAAUACCCUCCCACUCUUCUCGGCAAGGGAACAAGAGCUACAGUCUCCCCUUGCCCUCGGCUUUUCACCUUCUCUCCCACGGAUACGUUGGCACCUCUUACCCUUUCCCACCAUGUUGUAUAAUCUCUUUUCUUUGAAAGGAAAAUAACAUCUGAGGAUGAGAAGAAAACAGCUCUGUGCCAGCCUCGGAAAAAGAACAAAAAAAGCAAAUGUCAAGAAGAAGAAAAGAAAGUAAUUCGAAGACACAGACAGCGCUAGAUGUUUAGAGCUGGACACUCACACUUGUAAAUAGCACAGGAGAGAGUCGCUAAAGCUGAGGCUAAAGGCUAACAUGACACUGCUGCUGCAGCUUCCUAUCGCGUUCUCUAUCUGUCAGUGUUCCCUGAGCCGGCAAGGAAAACAUGGCUGUCAAUGAUACACACAUACACGUUGACACACACACUCACAAACAUGGACACUGAGGACACCUGAGACCUGGAGAGAGGUACAAAAUCUAGGAGCUGCCAACAAACCACAGCGAACAAAUAACAAUACGCAAGCUUUUUCCCCAGCAGUACAGUCUCCUUAGCAGUACACACGUGUACUGUAGAUCUACGCCUCUCAGGAUCGACAGCUGCAUCCCCUGCAAUAACUCCUGGUUGGUCUGCUCAAUACUCUAUUCUGGGACAAUGAGAUCUCUCUCUCUCUCUCAAAGCAGCCAACAGCUCAAUGAAAUCUCUCUCAGACAACAGCUCAAUGAGAUCCAUCUCUCUUAAAACAGCCAACAGCUCAAUGAGAUCCCUCUCUCUCAAAACAGCCAACAGCUCAAUGAGAUCCCUCUCUCUCAAAACAGCCAACAGCUCAAUGAGAUCCCUGUCUCUCAAAACAGUCAACAGCUCAAUGAGAUCCCUGUCUCUCAAAGCAGCCAACAGCUCAAGGAGAUCCCUCUCUGUCAAAGGAGCCAACAGCUCAAUGUGAAGACAGAGAAAGAGGGAAUGAGAGAAAGGAGGAACACUUCAGAUUAUCUUGAGAACGAAAGAGACGAGUCCAGCUGAGUUGGCCUGUGAUCCAGCUUGUUGAUCAGGUUUCAGUUGGAACCUUGUAGAAUAGCAGGAGUGUCUCCAGCUAAAGAUGAUCUCUUCCCUGCCACUCAGCAAAAGCCUGAUGCUUUCUGCUCUGAAUGUUUGGUAGCAACCAUCCUUUACCUGAUACCCAACCUGAUCUCUAUCCUCCCCACUCCCCUGAGCUUUCCACCCUCAACCCCACACCACCCCUCCCUUACCCCAACCACAGACUGCUUCUUCAUGUGAUGAUGAUGACAUAUUUUUCUCUUUUUAUUUGUUCUUGGAGAAGAGCCACGAUUUCAUUCUCUGUUUUGUUAGCUUUAACUGAUCUGCAGUGCUUCUUCUUGUCCCCCCCUGCCCUUCAUCUCUCUCUUUUUCUGGCAAUAGACCCCCCCCUCUCUAACCCCCUGUUCAUUCAGGGUGAACUGGGAAGGCCUACUCUGAACCUUGUGGUGUGCUGGGAUCAGUAAUAUGUGUGAGGCCUGUAGAACCCAGUCGGUGCCGGUGGUCCACUACUCUGUUAGCCAAUGUCAGAUGCCUCUAAGUGCAAAACGGUUGAGUGCUUUUAACUUGUGAAUACUACGCUGUUCAUUCCUGUUUGUGGUCACUGGCGAGAGGGGACGAGGUGGGAUGGGGACAGGGAUGGAGGUCUGGGGCAUGGUGCUGAGGGCUAUCCCUGUCCUCCAUGUUCCUGGGUAAACAUAUAUGGAAACAGUAGGUCACCCAUUGGCUUUUAUGUACAUGAUAAAUGUAGAUUUAGACUUGCAUUUCAUACAUGGACUUUGCAUUAAUAAAUGCGAUGUGUAACCUGAUUAUUACAUUAUUAAUGACUAAAUACGAGCAUCUAAGGAUUCCUGCCCCACAACUCUAUCCCACCAAUCCUCUUUCAGGAGGUUUUGUGAAGGGGCGGAGACAUGCUUCAGCCCUGCUUCUAUUGGUUCCUCCUUCCCUUGCCUGUAAGUUGUUGCCACACCCCCCAAGUUCUGCAGCUCAGUAUGACUUCACUCCACUAAAGUGGCUGCUGCAUGUAAGUCCCAAAGGAAACAUAGUAUAUAGAGAAAUAUAUAUAUAUAGAAAUAGAUGGUUAUGAUUUUAUUAUUUUGUAUUAUCAUUUUACUUCAUGACUCGCUAAGGAGAUAUUUGUGUGUACCGUCUCUACAAUGCAUCUUGUGCAUAUAACAUCCUACACACUCCACAGUGGUGUUAUACGUUAACUUAACCUCUUAGAUAUUUGUAAAUGCUAUAGUGUGAUGGCCUUGAAUGCAACUCUGUUCAUUUUGUUUUACCAAAAUAUAAUUUUUGUUUUUGAGAACAAGCAAAGAAAAGGUAAUAAAAAAAAUAAAAAAAUAUGAUAAUAAUACGUUGUUUUGUGUCCGGCUUUGACAUGAUGCUCUACCUAACACUAAUAUUGUAAUUGAAAUAUGUAUGAUCCUGUGAUGAGCUAUAUUUUCCCUUCCACCCCCUUUCAACAGAUAAAAUGUUAAAAAAUGACAGAAAAAAAGUCCAAUGUAAAAAUGGUAUAUGUAGUGUAUGCUUGUGUUUAGUGAGCGUUCACGCUGUCAUUCUUUAUUUAGAGUACGGUGGUGAACAAUGGUGGUGCUGUCCUGGUCUACUGGGUAGUACUGAUCUGUUGUAAAACCUUUUUUUGUACACCUGCUCAUCUACUAUGACUGUAAAAUUGUGAAAUUGCAUUUCUUUCCAUUUUUUUAUUUGCCCUAAAUGGAUACAGUGGUAAUGUGUUUUGUUUAUAAAUCACUCAAUAAAGUUUUCUUUCAUAAAAAUGA